AUGCCUUCAAACUACGAGAAACUCUCCCGCCCUAGUGGCCCCAGCAUCGACACCCUCGCCCUCCCUGAAAAGGCCGCCUUCUCGACAAAUACCACCGUCUGCCCCGACGACACUCCCAUACCGCGCUCCGACCGGAGCACCAACCCCUUCGACACCGACAUCGAGGCCAUGGUCCCUACCCACACGACCGACUCGUCCUGCAUCCAGCACAAGACAUCUGCCAGUCCCCUCGCUAGGAAGAGCGACUGCCAGGUCUGGCCCGGCAAGGACCACUGGAAGCAAAAGGCCAAGGCAAACAAGGCAAAGAACCGCUGCACCUGCAUGGCCAACCUCAGCCGCCGGAACCGCAUCAUCGUCAAGGUCCUCCUGGUGUUUCUCGUCGUGGGCAUCGCCGUCGGCGUCGGCUUUGGCGUCAGCAAGCCCUUGAACGCCCCCAUCUGGGGAGACAGGGACAACAAGCACUAA
This is a messenger RNA of Fusarium keratoplasticum, 465 nucleotides long. RefSeq lists its product as uncharacterized. The transcript has a single exon. Bases 1 to 465 code for a protein of 154 amino acids. The record is from RefSeq and is a predicted model, not a curated record. NCBI's taxonomy places the organism in Eukaryota, Fungi, Ascomycota, Sordariomycetes, Hypocreales, Nectriaceae.